Messenger RNA from Ostrea edulis (European flat oyster), 4756 nucleotides. RefSeq names its product POTE ankyrin domain family member E-like. The record is from RefSeq and is a predicted model, not a curated record. Lineage: Eukaryota; Metazoa; Mollusca; Bivalvia; Ostreida; Ostreidae. Bases 428 to 2821 code for a protein of 797 amino acids. The transcript is spliced from 7 exons. Gene Ontology annotation, molecular function: protein binding.
UUCUUGUUUUCUAAAAAUAGAAAAAGGUAGUAUAUACUUUUAUUUAUAAGAAGUGUUAGCUUUGUUCUGCACUAGUGUUGUCAAACUGAAUUGGACUCAUUUAUCAAUGCGUUUUUUAUCUAUUUCUUUAUAUUUCAUUUUAUACGAUUUUUGUUGUUGUUGCGAAUAGCGGUAAAUAUAGUAAAUGAUUAAAAACUUGUCAAUUCUAUUUUAAGAAAACAGAAUUUUGUAACGAUGUAUGGGAAUUCCCCGUAUGCUCGCAAUAGCGGAAAGCGAUUGGUCAUUAUGUACCUCGUGACUAGGGACUUUCCCAAUAUGCAAUUUUUCCAUGGAGGUGUAAUGGUAAGAUCGAAAAUACUUGGAAUUUUUAGAAACUAUUCGAAACAACACCGAUUGUUUGUGAUCCCUUCCAUCUUUAUGGGGGAUAAUGACGAUAAUUGACGCCAUUAAUUACAAGAAAAACGUCAUUAACAUGAGUAAAAGGGUUAAAACAAAACCAAAAGUAAGAUCAAGUGUGGGAUCGGAGAUGACGCGGAAAAAUGUCGUCGACAAGGAGAGUGCGGACCGCAUAGCUGCAGCGGAAGCCAUGUCAUGUCUGUCUUCAUCACCAUUCAUACUGCCGUCGUCGUCGACAGAAUCGUCUGUACGCACGGCCAAUGACCUAGAAGUAAACACGACCAUGUCAGUUUCAAAACGGGUGAAAUCUAGAGGCCGUAGUCGAGGGGGUAAGCGUUCUCCUGCCAAACUUCCUCAGGUGAAAGCCCCCCAGGAAGGUAACGUCUCUUUAGGUCCAAAAAACGCCAAUACGUCAGAGUCCACUAAAUCUAGUACGGGUCACCAAGGCACAACCGUAACCUUACAAGCUAUUAAUAGCAAUACAUCCAUGCAGGCAUCAGUUAUAGCACAGCAACUAAGCAAUCUGGUUAAAAAACAGAAAGAAAAGCAAGAGAAUUCUGAUGUUAUGCCAUCACAUUCCAAUAUCAAGUUCUCCCUUCAGCAAAUGUUAGAGCUUAAAAAGGCUCAAGUGCAUGAACAGUUGCAUAGUAGUAAUAACCCUGUCCUAAAACUUCCUCUCAAAUCCACUACUGAAUCGCAUCAAUUACGCGAUGCGGCAAGUCCGAGUUCUGUCACCAGUAGCGAAAGCAUUGAAUUAACCCAGACAGCUGUGGAUCACAUACUGAACCCUAACAAGUAUGACACACCUGAGGCUUCUCUGCCUCUGAAAAAGAGGCGGUUACAGACCUAUAAAGAUGGGGAGGUACCCCCGACAGAUAGUGGGUUACCUACGCAGGGAACAGUAGACCUGACCACAGACAAGCAAAGCCAAUCUAAAGAGCAGCAAGCGGGAUCUUUGAAGACAACACCUAGUGGGACAUUCGUGAACCCCAAGACGAGUUUAAUGCUCCUAUCGGAGAUACAGAUGGCGCUUCACCAGGAUGAAGAUGGAGACCUGCCUUUACACAUUGCUGUGGCACAGGAAAAUAUCGUCAUGGUGCAGAAGUUUGUUCAUCUCAUGACCAUCAGUGGCAAAAGUGUGGACAAAUACAAUCGGUCACAACAGACCCCACUACACCUUGCGGUUGAGUUACAGUUUGACCAGGCUGUGUCCGUUCUGCUGAUGGCCGGGGCCAACCCCUGUCUGGUUAACAAGCAUGGGGACAGUUCCAUACACCUGGCCAUCAAGUGCAACACCAUCAACAACCUGGCACUGAUGCUCAUCAAAAGUCAACAUAAGACAGACAUCAACGCCAGGAAUUUUGAAGGUUUGGCGCCUCUUCACCUGGCUGUUGUGAGAAACCAGAUAGAAAUGGUGAAAAUCCUGAUCAGGUGUGGUGCUGAUAUUAACAUUCAGGACGGUAAGAGUGGAAGGACUCCACUGUUCCAUGCAGUGGAAGGAAAUCAACUGGCAUUAGUGAUGUUAUUCAGACAAUGCAGCGCCAACCUAGAGCUCACUAAUUAUGCCGGUGUCACUGCUUUAAUGGCUGCCCAGGCUAAGGGUUUUUCAGAAGCUUGCUCCAUUUUAAUGGUGGGUCUGGAUCCUAAGGCCAUUAUAGAACACAAAGAGAAAGAGAAACUGAUGAUGCCCAACAAAAAGAUGCCAAUACCCAGAAUUCCAAGCAAGGCCCACCUCAUUGUUCCUGGAAACCAGAGACAAAUUAAGAAAGACGGCAGUGGUGAGAACGAAGAUAACUUACAAGGAGCAUGUCACGACAUGGAAGAUGAUGUGAAACCAGGGGAGAGAACUGAUAUUCUGAGGAUACCUGAAAGCGCUGAAGGAGAAUACGAAGUGAAAAGUGAGAUCAAGGACAUUAAAGCAAUCCUCAACACACUGCCUGUAGGGGUGGUUAGGAGAGAAGCGAUGGAUAAUGAGAUGAUGCCGGGAUCUCAUCAAAUGACAUCAAACAUUCCUGUCAAAAAGGAAAAACCAAAGCGUAAUAAACAAAAGAAAAGUACUAAAAGUGAAAAUAACAUGGACAUUGAUUUUCAGCUUUCCUCUGACAUAAUGUGUCUAUCAGAAUCGUCUAAAGGGGUCGUGAAUUCCGUGGCGGACAGCAAAAUGGCAGUGAAUGCUGAACAAGUGAAUAGUUUUGUUAGGUCUGCGCUUGUCAGCAAUGGUCCGGCAAAGUCCACUGGCUCGGUGGAGAGUGUGACCAGUAUAAAUGCCAGAACAGCCUCCCUACUGGCAGCACACCUAAAGAGUGUAAAAAGUACGCUGACUGCUAAUAAAUAUGGCUCUUCAUAUCCAUUAAACCUCUCUUCCAAUGGGAAGGAAACUGGAAACUUGGAAACGGUGACUAGUACUGUAUCCAGCAGUUCAUAGCACAACACACUGGAUUUGAUGUGUUGGCUCGGUGUGUCAUUUUAUUGUAAAUGUGGGGAUGUAAUUGCACACCUAUGGCUUUUACUGAUAAAACCUGUAUACCACGCCCACAUUUUGAUUCUUCCAAUUUAUUAUGCUAUUUUCCUCUUUUAUAUCCAAGUAUGGUCACUUGAUAUAUAGAAAUCAGGGUUUUUUUUGUUAGCUGUUUGGUGAAUAAUUUGGAAUCGGAUGGAACUAAUGAAAUGCUGAAGAAUUAAGUUUCAGUGGUAGCUGCAGAUUUCACAUCAGUUUCUUUAUUUACAUGCAUUUACUAUUACAUGAAUGCAUUCUUCCUAUAUUUAUUUUACAUAUGAAUAUUGAAGCUAUAAUCACAGAAUAUUGAAGCUAUGCAUCUGAUCGUAGUUUACUCAGACCUCCAGGGUUGAAAGAGAAAGUAAAAUAUACGUAAGCAAUAGGAAUGUUAAAAUGUAUUUUGUAUUUUAUAAUUCGAAGAAAAAAAUUCUUUUAAGAUGGUAAAUGUUCUGAAAUCCACAAAAAAUUGAACUAACUUUGUAAAGUUUAAUUUGGUAAUGUACGCACACACAUAUUCGCACACAUACUGAUGAACUACAUCGCAUUUAUUGUAUCUGAAAGGCAAUUUCAUCAACUUUCAGUUCCAACUGAACUUGGUUGGUAAAUCUCCAGUCUGUAGUGUACUGGGGCCUGAUAAACUUGUGUAUUCAUUUAUUGAUAGAUUAUGUACAUUCAUAUAGGUUGUAGUUUACAAUGGGCAUUAUUGUUAAACAAAUUGUAGGGCCUUGAAGUAUGUAAAUUUCAGUGUCUGUAUGCCUGCAUUUAGCUAGAGUUAAUGAAUUCUUCAGUGAAGAAUUUUAGAAAAUAUUAAGUUUUGUAUUUUUUAACUCACCUGAGUCAGUCUCAAAGUGAGCUUUCUGAUCAUAUUUUUUUUAUCUAUCUGUCUUUAUUGUCAUUGUUAACUUUUCACAUGUUUUACUUCUUCAGAACCACUAGGCCAAUUUCAACCAAACUUGGCACAUAGUAUCCUUAAACACUCUCUGAAUGGUAAAUAAUUGGCUAUAGUGAAAAUAAGGUAGGGUGUUGAAAAAAAAUCUUUUCAAAAGACACUCUACCUAUAGUGCCAAAUUUUACUUGAAAUCUCCCUUAUACCCGGCCCGGAUGGGACUGCAAUAGGUAUUCAUAAGUUUUACAUAGAAAUAUGUAAGAGGAAUCUUUGAAAAUUAUCUUCUGAAGAACCACAAGGAUUAUACUGUGUCAGAAUGAGGUGAAAGCGCCCUCUUGUGACGUAGAUUCCUGUUGACACUGUGACUCAGGAGCCCGAGCGGAAUGCAACAGGAGUGAAAAGUGUGUACAAUUAAGAUCUUCUGCUCUAACCUCAUAUGCAAGUAUUUCUUGUAGUGUUUUAAACCUGGAGAAUUACAACAGAGGUUUAAAAUUAUGCAUGAGAAUAUAGGGAAAAAAGUUUAAAAUCUUCCUAGGGACAAGGAGUGUUUAAAUGUGCUAACAUCUUCAUGUAGUGUGCAUUCAAAGUUCAAACCAUGUCCUGUGGGUCCUAAGCAGGACCACAUUGGAGGUUAAAUGUUUCACAUACAUGUAGGAAUAUAUAGGAAUAUGGUUUUAUAAUCUUGAGGCUACAGUUCGAUGAACAUGGAAGAGUGGAUUCAAUUUUCUUCAUUCUGUUAUAGAGAUUUUAUAGAUUUACCAGUACACUCCUAGUGUCCAGCUACAAGUCUGUACAGUAUACCUGUAGGAGCAAGGUUACUCGAGUGAGUGUUGUAGCCCAAGGGCCUCUUUGUUUUAUAUCUGGCUUUGUGAUACUGCCAUUGUGUGUAUGUGUGUCUAAGUUUAUCAUGCUCUGUUUAGUGCUCACAUCUGUUAACUGUUCAAUCAUUGUUCAUUAUUAAAUUAUGCUACCUGCCA